CGCACCAACACACUCUCGUGACCGACGCAAUCGCUGUGUGUGGGUGUGAGUGUGUGGUGAAAUUGGACACGAUGACUCAUCAACUAUCUCUGCCAACCCUCUUGGGGGAGUUGGGUGGGUUUGGUGGUGGGUGGCAGGCCAUGCAGGCGAUCAUGUGAUUGUAUUUGUUUUGCCGGCAGAACGGAGAAACAAAAACAAAAACAAAUAGAUAGGCGAACGCGGCAAGUGCCACCACCGCCCGUGGAGUAUAUAAGCCGACUGGAAGGGCAACCUUUGCAUCAGAGAAGCGUUAACAUUCGAUUGUUGCAACAAACAACGUCGCAAAUACAAACGUGAAGCAAGUCAACCGAGCCCCGCGCAACACACGAGUUCAACAGCUGAAACCUGUCCAGUCAACUUCUACAGCUACUAUCGAAGCAAACAGCAAGCGCAGAGCAGUGAACCAGAAUCAUGGCGAAAAAGACGCCUACAAUCCUGCCGGAGUUUCACGGCGAGACGGACGAUUGGAACGUGUACCAAGAGAUACUGGACGAGUUUUUCCGGGCCAACGGGAUCACUGGGAAGGAUCGAGUGCCGGUGCUGAUCAGUGUGAUCGGUAAGGCAACGUACGGCACGCUGCGAAGUCUCUGCCAUCCGAAGGCAGCCAAAGACAUGAGCUACGAGGAGCUGUGCAGCGCACUGGCCCGACAGUUCAUACCGGAGAUUGCAAUCUUUCGGCACCGUGCGCAGUUUUAUCGGGCCGAGCAGCAGCGUGGUGAAAGUGUAAAGGAGUGGUACGCCCGGCUAAAGUCUCUGUCAAUGGAGUGCAAGUUCAACUCGAGCCUGCUGGAACCGCUCAUGAUCGAUCGGUUUGUGAUUGGGUUGCUGCCUGGACCGGUGAAGAAUCGUUUGCAUGAGGAGCCAGCGGAAAAUCUAACCGACAUUGACGACGUAGUCACUAUGGCAGCGUCGAAGGAAGCGGACCUGAGGGUGGAGAACGAAGGCGAUGAUAUAGCGCAAGGCUUCGCUGGAUUGGUCAUUGGUGAUGGGAGACAUUGUGGUAGACGAUAUCUACGGUACAAAAAGCUGCUUAGUCCGGAGCAGGGAUGGAAGGAUGGACAAGGUCGACAUGGUCGUCACGGUCGUCACCGCCAUCAUCGACAUGGACGCCAUCGCCAUCAUCAGUCGGAUUCGGAUUCUGGCCCAGAACAUCAUCAUGGACAUCAUGGACGUCACGGACACCAUGGACAUCAUGAACACCAUGGACACAUGAAGCACCCGGGUCGUCAUUUCGGACCACCGGCUUUCGGACCGGCACCGUGGAGUGGACCGGCACGACACUAUGGGCCAAUGGCCGGUCCAUGGAUGGGUGGACGCAUUGGAAAACCCCAUCCAUUUGGCGCAUCUGGUUGGCCCGGCAUGAUGGAAGGCUUGGGUCGUCAAGGACGUCCGUGUGGAAAGUGGCGCAAGCGCCAUUAUCAUCGCAGAAGCUCGUCCUCGAGCAGCGGCAGCAGCAGCGAUUCUAGCACGAGCUCGUCGGGCUCAUCGUCGUCCAACUCAGAUUCGGAUGCUCCUACAGAUGAGGAGAUGGAGAAGCAGGUGCGAAAGUAUCUGCGCCGCAAGUUGAACCCCCACUUUCUCAAGCGACAUGGUGGCCGUGGACGACAUCAUCGCCAUCACCACCAUCACCACCAUCACCGCGAUGAGGAGAAUCCACCGCAGGAUGGACAUGGAAAGCGAGGAUGCCGCAGAAAUCGCAAGCAGCAGGACGAACCAAGUGCGCCGGCACUGGUGGAGGAAGUGUCGCCCAACGAACCCACGACGGAUCCGGAGCUGAUCGAGUGAAAACCAGCGAGCUGAUUCACCAAUUCUAUUGAACACACAGUUAUCUCAUCCUUACGACGCACCCGGUGUUAUUGGGACCAAUAAUGGAUUACUGAUAAGUUACUAAUCGAACCGUCAACCAAAAAAAUCAGACAAACCUGUAAAGUGUGCAUGUAUAUAGGCCACAGCAAAAAAAAAAAAAAAAAACAAUAAAAAAUAAAAAAGACGGAAAAAAGAAAAAAAAGAUCAAAAAAGUAUGUGGAACUGAACUGAAA
This is a messenger RNA of Anopheles stephensi (Asian malaria mosquito), 2078 nucleotides long. RefSeq names its product sarcoplasmic reticulum histidine-rich calcium-binding protein-like. Bases 451 to 1824 code for a protein of 457 amino acids. The record is from RefSeq and is a predicted model, not a curated record. The transcript has a single exon. NCBI's taxonomy places the organism in Eukaryota, Metazoa, Arthropoda, Insecta, Diptera, Culicidae.